ACUCGCGCGUCGUUACGUUGAAGUCUAGGGGAGAGGACGGUGCAGGGAGAGUUUGCUAGACAAAGGAGGUGCUACAAAACUAACAGUUUUGAGUCUGAGGGACGCGCUUGACAGAGACCGGACGACACAAGUGUGCAACACCAGCAAGUGACAUCCUCCCACCUCUCCCCUGGUUCUCUGGUGCAUGCAGAAACGGCCACUCACUCGUGCCUCCCAUUACAUUACAUCACAUCAGCAUUUGCACUGAACUAAGCUAUACUCAUUACCAAAGAAGGUUUCUGACACAGAUCAUGCAAAUCUGAGCAAGUCAGAAGCAGAAAGAGAGGCAAACACUCAAACGUGAAACACUGCUCACCAUUGCCCUCUUGGCUUGACAAGUUCCUGUACCAGCAAAAACAGAAUAAGCUUGAGUUCUUGAAACAAUUCACGGGGUUGUUCAUCAUGGCCUCCAUUGCCAAAUCCUCUGACCUCGAGAUCCCAGACAACCACAAAGAGAGCUGGUUGGCUUUGCUUGCUGCGGCUGAAGCUUACAGCCAAAAGUCUGGCUGUGAUUUGGCCAUACUGACCGCCGGUAAGAAGUUCUUUCCUUCUGCUGCGGAGGGAGACCCUGUGAAGAAACAUGAGGGGGGAGGAGCCAUGCCCCCGGGAAGCAAGAACUGGGAUUACACCUAUCACGUCUGGGGUCAGGGGGCCCUGGCAGAAUCGUCACAGAGAUACAUAGACGAUAUUGCCGUGCUCCACUCUACCACCGUGCUGACAGCUCACAGACAUGCCCCCCUCAGCUCAGAAGAGGGAGGGGCCAAGCCCCCAGACAGGGUGGCCUUUAUUGGUGAUGGAGGUGCUGGGUCCAUAAGUCCAAGUGCAAGACUUUAUUCGCAGAGCUAUCCGUCAAUCUACAGCCAGGCGACAGUGAUUGGUCAACCUGUGGCUCAGAAAGGGAAUAAUGAACGGGAGAGAGACAGAGCCAUUCUAGAGGAGGUGGAGAGGGCUAGAGAGAGAGCAGGUAUCGCAGACCUGGAGGAAGAGGAAGAGGAAGGAGAUGAUCUGGAUGGACAGAGGCGCAAUUUGAAUGAAUCAGCCGGUGUGUUUUCUAUGGACGAGGACUCACUUUCCCAUGACUAUGAGCCUUUCUUUGAGUCGGAUGGGGAAGAGGAGAGCACUGACGGCUCUCUGAGUGAGGAAGCCCCUCCCCCUUCCCGAGGCCUGGCGAUGGGACUUCCUGCGCUGGCAUCCCGGCCGUCUCACCCCGUAGCUCUGGCACGCUCUCUGCCUGUGUCCGUGCCUGUGUGGGGCUAUAGGACCACCCGCGCCCCACCUGGAGAGCCCCACAGUGGUGAACGGGUUGCCUGCGCAGACCUGGACCACAUAGCUGCUAGCAUGAAGGCUCUGCUUACUCCGGCAGCCACGGAUGGCACUGAGAUGUUCGGAGCCUUGCCCAGGCCACGCCUCAACACGGGCGACUUCUCUCUUAAGCACUGAGAGAGUCCUGCAAGCCAGGCAUGUGUGCGUGUGCGUGUGCGUGUGAGAGGUAGGGAGGGGAAAGAGGGAGAGGUUUGCAUGUAAAGUAAAGUGAGUAGAGAUGGUGCUGAAUGACAGAUAUGGAUGUAAAAAAAAAAAAAAGUGCCGAGUCCAGACGUGGUUUUUUUUUUUUGUUGUUGUUUUUUUGUUGUUGUUUUUUUUUAAGGAAACAAAUCACGUUAACCCUCUUUCUGCCACUCAGAAAGGAUUAGUCAUUUAAAGUGCUGAUCUCUGGUCUGAACUGUUUUCCUCAGCGCAGCAUUAGGAUGUGGGAGGCCGUGAAAUUUAGGCCACUUUCCCCUCCGUGCACCAGCACCUUCCUUAAAGCUUCAGUCACUGACUCUUAUUUGCCACACUUCUCAGAGUAACAGCGCUGUUGUAUCAAAUGCAGUUAUAUGGCCACAGAGAAGCUGACCCAUAUCGCAAUGAUUUUUGUUGCUUGAUUUAAUAUGGGCCGUUAUCAGGUCUGUGUAGGGCUGGGGUGGCACCAGAGAGAGAUGGGAGAGAAGUCAGGGCUGUUAUUUUUUUUUCUUUUAAAAAAAGUUUUUUUAUGGUAUUAUUUUAAUUUUUUUCUUUUAGCAAUGUUUCAGCUAAUCUAAACAUUAUAAGCAUUGUGAAAUACUCUUUUUCUAACCCAUGUACGAUGGGGAGGGAAAGUCGCAUGUUCCUAAAGAUGAAACAUGAAAAAUAAGACAAAUGGAGAAAUAAUGUGGCCAAUCAGAUCAGGUCAGAUCACUCAACUGAACAGUUCUCAUUAAUGUUGAAAAAUAGUUAGUUCUACCUAAGUACAAUUAUGAAGGCUACUAUUAUUCUAACCCAAAUACCAAGUGUUUUGUUUUCUUCACACUGAAGGCUACUGUUCUAACCCAAGCAGCAAGUGUUUUUUCUGUUCUGAUUUAUUGCAGCAUAUGGCUUAACCAAACAUGCACCGGUGGAUGAAAUCAUGAGCGCAACGCCAAUGCUAAACGGUCAUUGUUUGCUUCCAUCCGUUGCUUGCAGCACUAGUAUUUUUGCCUGGCCUGUCUCUUUAAGAAUUGACACAUCCAUUGCCAAGUCCCAGCAGCAGGGACUCCGUUCUCUGCUGCGUUUUCCCCAGUCCAACACAUCCGAUUCAGCACAUGGCUGGCCGGCUUCUCGCUAGCCGCUGAGUUGAAUGGCGUGUGUUAAACUGGGGAGCCCUAACCCCAGAGUUUCCCCACCACCCAUGGCUGGUGUCGGGAGCCGCUGCUCAGGACGUGCGAUGUCACACAAGGGGAUCGUGAGAGGGCAAGGGCCACUUCCGUUCGACAGCCUCUGCCACGCGUCGCCUCCUAGUGGUCGUUAAUCGUUGACUCCAGUGUGUGAGGGUCAUAAAUACUGUGAUUAGCGCCACUAAGAGCCGUGGGGCGGAGUGCAGUCACCGAGCACUGCUUGCAGCUGCUGUCGGUCGCGUAGGAACGCUGAGAGCUCACACCGAUCUGGUACAGGAUGAUUUCAGGGCGAAUUAUUAUUAUUUUUUUUAUGUUAGUAAACACUAUACUUUGAACUCUACACUACAUUUCUUAUGAAGGACAGGAUUGGUCAAAUUGGCUAUAUUUCUACUAUGAGUUAUUACGAAUGAAACCACACAUGCAUGCGCACACUCGCGUAAACACGCGUGCACACACACACAAACUGACAGUAAGAACUCCUUGUUCUUGAAACUUAAAUUGUGAAUCAGUGAUUUCCAGUGUAAACCGUCUGCUCCAGGGCUGGGUGUUUGGUUCAGGAGGUUUUGACACUGUUGAACUUUGAGAACAUGAAUGUUAGGCUGUUCCGCCUGCAGCUGUACAUUAUGCUGUAGGUAUUCUGGAUUAGAACUGUUCAAUGGCUUCAAAUGAUCAGGCAGUGUGUAUGGAAACGUAUGGUGGGAACUCCUGAUGUCAAUCUUAAACAUUUCAGAUCUUUUCAGUGUUUAAGUAAAUGUGUUUUAAAUAAACCAGUAAUUUGUUGAAAAA
Messenger RNA from Electrophorus electricus (electric eel), 3494 nucleotides. RefSeq names its product AKT1 substrate 1 (proline-rich) (gene akt1s1). NCBI's taxonomy places the organism in Eukaryota, Metazoa, Chordata, Actinopteri, Gymnotiformes, Gymnotidae. Gene Ontology annotation, cellular component: cytoplasm. Gene Ontology annotation, biological process: negative regulation of TOR signaling; neurotrophin TRK receptor signaling pathway; negative regulation of protein kinase activity. The record is from RefSeq and is a predicted model, not a curated record.